CAAACCCGAAAUUCCCCAAAAAAAAACUGGUUUUGCGCAGCUCUUCCAUCAUCAUCGUGUCAACCUCGAUCAGAGCAGAAGAGCUCCAUCGUCCCCCUCAAAGGGCAAACCGUAAACCCCCUUAAAGGAGCAAAAUUGAGGAGGAGGAGGAAGAAGAAGAUGGGUCUUCUUUAUCAUAAUCACCAUCAUCGUCUUGCUUCGGUUAUGUGUUUCCUAAUCGCGGCGAUCCCCUUGGUCCAAUCAGAGGACUCCAUAUACGACCACCUCCGCCAGUUCGGGCUCCCCGCCGGGCUCCUCCCUAAGGGCAUAACCGAUUUCACGAUCGACCCCUCCGACGGCCGGUUCCAGGUGAACCUGCCGCAGCCCUGCAACGCCAAGUUCGAGAACCAGGUCCACUACGACUUCAACGUCACGGGUACCCUCAGCCCCGGCCAGAUCGGCGAGCUGUCCGGCGUGUCCGCCCAGGAGCUGUUCCUCUGGUUCCCCGUCAAGGGCAUCCACGUCGACGUCCCCAGCUCCGGCCUCAUCUACUUCGACGUCGGGGUCGUGGACAAGCAGUUCUCCCUGUCCCUAUUCGAGUCCCCUCCCGAUUGCGCCGCCGUGGACCCCAACGAUCCCGAGUUCUCUUGCCGGCCCGAGAAGGAGGGUGGCCUCCAGCUGGAGUCUCAGACUGAAUCAGGAAAGAUCUGUUGCAAUGGUGGGCAAGAAAACGGAUUAAGGGCGGCAUCAUAGAUACUAGGAGGCUAAUUCAGAAGCCGCCAGUAGCUUGGUCGUACCUUAUGGGAUGUCUUCCUUUUUAUCUCGAGACCAUCGGGAAUCGUUUGUGUUUAUGGGCAGUUUGUGCUUUCAACACGCGCUCGUUGUUGAUACUACUGUACAGAUCUAGGAGGGUACUAUACGAUACAAUACAACUUUCUUCUUUGGAAGGGUUGAUGCCUGUGACAAUUUUGGACAAGCGGAGAGCAUAGGAGGAAUAUGAAUCUUUGUGGAUCGUACUUACUGGAGAUAUGGGGAUGGAGUCGUCUUCGCCUUGUAUUAAUAAGUGGAUGCAAUUCUAUAAUAUGUGUAUUAAAGAGUCUUUAUUGUAAUUCUUCCUGUAACGAUAAGCAUUCUGUACAUGGUGCUUUCUAAGACUCAUGGUCGUGCAAGUCUGCGCUUGUCUUCGGAUUAGUGUCAGGCUGCUGAUAACGGCCAUUGCGACUUCUCAUUG
Punica granatum (pomegranate) is the source of this 1210-nucleotide messenger RNA. The record is from RefSeq and is a predicted model, not a curated record. Lineage: Eukaryota; Viridiplantae; Streptophyta; Magnoliopsida; Myrtales; Lythraceae.